AUGGAGGCGAAGGUGGCGAUGGUGGAUCCACAGGUGGGGUCAAGAGCGGCAAUGGAGGCGGAGGUGGCGGCUGUGGAUCCAGAGGUGGGGGCAGGGGGGGGCAAUGGAGGCGGAGGUGGCGAUGGUGGAUCCAGAUGUAAGGGCAGGGGCGACAGUUCAGGCGGAGGUGGCGGUGGUGGAUCCAGAGGUGGGGGCAGGUGCGGCAAUGAAGGCGGAGGUGACGGCUGUGGAUCCAUAGAUGAGGGCAGGCGCGGUAAUGGAGGUUUAAGUGGUGGCUGUGGAUCCAGAGGUGUGGGCAGAGGUGGGGGCAGGUGCGGAAAUGGAGGCGGAGGUGGCGGUAGUGGAUCCAGAGGUGAGGUCAAGAGCGGCAAUGGAGGCGGAGGUUGCGGCUGUGGAUCUAGAGGUGGGGACAGGGGCGGCAAUGGAGUCGGGGUGGCGGUGGUGGCGGUGGUGGAUACAGACGUUAGGGCAGGAGUGACAGAGGAGGCGGAAGUGGCUGUGGUGGAUCCAGAGGUGGUGGCAGGUGCGGCAAUGGAGGCGGAUGUGACGGCUGUGGAUCCAGUGAGGGCAGGUGCGGCAAUGGAGGUUGAGGUGGCGGCUGUGGAUCCGGAGGUGGGGGCAGGUGCGGCAAUGGAGGUGGAGGUGUCGGUGGUGGAUCUUGAGGUGAGGGCAUAG
Molecule: messenger RNA, 675 nt
Organism: Mya arenaria
Lineage: Eukaryota; Metazoa; Mollusca; Bivalvia; Myida; Myidae
Product: acanthoscurrin-1-like
Exons: 2
Coding region: 1-675 (224 amino acids)
Source: RefSeq, a predicted model, not a curated record